AUGGUACAGCCCUAUUUCACACUCAACACCGGCGCCAAAAUCCCAGCUGUGGGUCUGGGUACUUUUGAGGCGGGAGACGGCGACGUAUACCCUGCUGUUAUGGAGGCUCUCAAGGUCGGCUACAGACACAUUGAUGCGGCCGCUAUAUACAGGAACGAGAAGUCAGUUGGCAAAGCUAUCCGAGACUCCGGAGUUCCACGCGAAGAGCUUUUCGUGACUACAAAAUUGUGGUGCACGCAACAUAAAGAACCCGAAAAAGCGCUUGAUCAAUCUCUGGAAAGAUUGGGCCUCGACUAUGUCGAUUUGUACCUAAUCCAUUGGCCUGUUGCGCUCAAAACCACUUCGAUAAAGGACGGGAACAUGUUGACAGUGCCGCUUCGUGAUGGAGCCCGCGACGUCGACGUCGACUGGAAUUUCGUACGCACCUGGGAACUCGUUCAGGAACUUCCUGCGACGGGCAAAACCAAGGCUGUCGGAGUGUCCAACUUUUCCAUCAACCACCUCAAGGAGUUGCUAGCUUCUCCUGGAAACAAGUUAACUCCAGCAGCAAAUCAAGUGGAAAUUCAUCCACUGUUACCUCAACAAGAAUUGAUCGAUUUUGGCAAGAAACACGGUAUUGUUACCGAAGCUUACUCGCCUCUGGGCCACAACGGCGCCCCACUUCUCAAGAAUGCAACCGUCCAGGAAGUCGCCGCCAAGUACAACACUGGUCCUGCCCAAAUUUUAAUCUCGUGGGCCGUGAAAAGAGGUUACGUCGUUUUACCUAAAUCGAUCACUCCGGCUAGAGUUAAGUCCAAUUUCGAAUUAGUAGAUCUUUCAGCAGAAGACGUUCAGAAGCUAUUAGAUAUUGCCAAAAACGAAGGCGAAAAGAGAUUCAUUAACCCAGACUGGAGUGGUUUCAAGGUAUUUGAUUGA
Molecule: messenger RNA, 915 nt
Organism: Lachancea mirantina
Lineage: Eukaryota; Fungi; Ascomycota; Saccharomycetes; Saccharomycetales; Saccharomycetaceae
Source: the annotation of a GenBank genome assembly